Molecule: messenger RNA, 608 nt
Organism: Macrobrachium nipponense
Lineage: Eukaryota; Metazoa; Arthropoda; Malacostraca; Decapoda; Palaemonidae
Product: cuticle protein 7-like
Exons: 3
Coding region: 41-526 (161 amino acids)
Cellular component (GO): extracellular matrix
Source: RefSeq, a predicted model, not a curated record
AAAUCUAGUUUGUCUGUCGAAACAGAUACAAGAAGACGCUAUGUGCUCUAAGGUCCUACUUGCAUCCUUCUGCCUCGUGGCUUUGGCCAUGGGACGCCCUGAUGGAGCCCCUGCCCCUGAGGGAUAUGGAUACGAAGCCCCUAAGCAUCAGCCGAGCUACGAGAAGGGAAUGCCAUUCGACUAUAACUACGUCGUCAAGGACGACUACCAAAACCUCGACUUCGGCCACAAGUCCAACUCCGACGGGAAGGUGGUGACCGGCGACUACCACGUCCUCCUCCCCGACGGUCGCAUCCAGACCGUCGUUUACACCGCCGAUUACAACGGUUACCGGGCUGAGGUUACUUACCAGGGAGAAGCCAAAUACCCUGAAGCCAAGCCCUAUGCCCCUGCUCCGUCCUACGGCGCCCCUAAACCAACCUACGGCGCCCCUGAACCCACUUACAAAGAACCUGCCCCAGUCUAUGGAACCCCAGCUACCACUUACGAGGAACCCAAGGCUCUCUACGGCACUCCAGAAUACUGAAAUGUUUCGAAUAUUUAACUGGCUCUCGUAUUUCUUCGCUUCUGUAUUUAUUUAUCUAUUAUGAAAAUAAAGUAAACAAUUA